CGGAAUGUCUGUUUGGGAUGUCUGCGACACUGUUUGCACGACCGCCCUACAUGUAUAGCUCCUGUCGGCGGCUUCUAUCGAGAUGUCCGCCAUAGAGAGCCCAGAUUGCGCACCUGUUACCAAUGGCCUCAAAAACCGGAGGAACUCGACCGUUCUUAAUCCGAGAUCGUAUCUGACAGAAGAUCUCUGGAAGCAAGCACCGGUUUUGACUGGGACGACUCGUUUCGAGCCACGAGAGGAUGCGCGCAACAUCCUUGUAACGGGUGGUGCAGGCUUCAUCGCGUGUUGGUUCGUCCGACACUUGACUCUGACGUAUCCGGACCACUACAACGUUGUCUCAUUCGACAAACUUGACUACUGCGCAACGCUGAACAACACGCGCAUCCUUGAUGGCCGCUCCAACUUCAAGUUUGAGCAAGGCGACAUAACAUCUCCCGCUGAUGUUAAAAGGGUCCUGCGCAAGCACCACAUCGACACGAUAUUCCAUUUCGCAGCCCAAUCGCAUGUUGACCUCAGCUUUGGCAACUCAUACCAGUUUACGAACACUAAUGUAUACGGGACGCACGUCUUGCUCGAAAGAGCGCGGGAACAUGGUAUCUCACGCUUCGUACAUAUCUCAACAGAUGAGGUGUAUGGGGAUGUACCGAUAGGUGCAGCAGACCUUAGCGAAACGAGCAUUCUAGCCCCGACAAAUCCAUAUUCAGCAAGCAAGGCGGCGGCGGAAAUGAUGGUCAGCGCAUACCGGAAGAGCUUCAAGCUCCCUUUGAUCACCGUGCGGUCUAACAACGUAUAUGGACCCCAUCAGUUUCCUGAGAAGAUCAUACCCAAAUUUAUUAUGCUUUUACAGCGCAGAAGGAAGCUUCUAGUCCACGGCGAUGGAUCACCCACACGACGGUAUCUCUAUGCCGGCGAUAUCGUCGAUGCAUUGGACACGAUCUUUCACAAAGGCGACAUCGGUCAAAUAUAUAACAUUGCGACUACAGAUGAAAUCUCUAACACGGACAUCUGCCAUAGGCUGUUAGGACUCUUCGGUCUUGCUCAUGAGACCCCAGCAGAUCUUGAAAAGUCGGUGCAGUACACGGAAGAUCGACCUUUUAACGACCAACGGUAUGCGACGGACGGAUCAAAGCUUGCUGCUCUAGGCUGGCAGCCAAAGACCAGCUUUGAUGAUGGUCUGAGGCGGACGGUAGAGUGGUAUCGCAAAUUCGGCGAGGUAUGGUGGGGUGACAUCAGCCGCGUGCUUACGUCCUUUCCGGUGGUGGAGGGCAUGGAAAUUUGGACCAAGGAGGAGCAUGAGGCGCUGCCAUCUGAGGACGGGGCUCUGCUUGAUGAUGACAGAGUAGCUGAUGGAACGGUAUGAUCCAGGCCCCUUCACGGUACUUUUGAGAGGCGAAGGAAGAAUCCCGCAAUUGAAAGAAAUACAGGGUGAACUGAGGUAUGUUUACGGUUGUCGUAGCGUUGCGCGAUCAUCAAAGAAUGGGUUAUUCUUCGCGAAAAGGUUGAUUAUGGGCAGCAUAAAUAGCAGCGGGCAGUUGCUCACUAGAAGGAUCGACUAUGCGAAACUCGAGUGGAUUUUUGCAGCCGUAGCAGAACUUUGAACCUAGUUGAAACCC
Molecule: messenger RNA, 1613 nt
Organism: Paraphaeosphaeria sporulosa
Lineage: Eukaryota; Fungi; Ascomycota; Dothideomycetes; Pleosporales; Didymosphaeriaceae
Product: NAD(P)-binding protein
Exons: 4
Coding region: 83-1360 (425 amino acids)
Biological process (GO): nucleotide-sugar metabolic process
Molecular function (GO): dTDP-glucose 4,6-dehydratase activity
Source: RefSeq, a predicted model, not a curated record